CCCCGCCAUGCCCGCGCGCCGCCGCCAUGAGCUCGGUGUCGCCCGCCUCGGGGCGGCGGGCGGGCGGCGGCCGCGGGCCCCCCCCCGCCGAGCCCGACGAGGGGGCGCGGGUCAAAGGGCGCUUCCUGUCGGCCUGGAACAACGUCAGAUACGGCUGGGCGGUGAGGCCCAGGACGCACUUCAGCAAGCUCUCGCCGCUGCACCUGCUGGGCCGCGUCUACUGCCUCGCCGCCGAGGAGGACGCGGAGCGCUUCCAGAGGGACUUCGUCUCCCGGCUGUGGCUGACGUACCGGCGGGAGUUCCCGGCGCUGGCGGGCACGCCCUGGACCACCGACUGCGGCUGGGGCUGCAUGCUGCGCAGCGGGCAGAUGCUGCUGGCGCAGGGGCUGCUGCUGCACCUGCUGGGACGAGACUGGAGCUGGCGCGACGCCCCGGAGCCGGAGCGCCCGGCCUCUCCCUCGCCGGCCCGCGGCGGCCGUAGCCCGCGGGAGCGCCGGGCGGAGCAGCGGCACCGCGCCGUCGUCGCCGGCUUCGCCGACCACCCCCGGGCGCCCUUCGGCAUCCACCGGCUCGUGGAGCUGGGGCGCGGCUCGGGCAAGAGGGCCGGCGACUGGUACGGCCCCGCCAUCGUCGCCCACAUCCUCAGGAGGGCCGUGGAGAGCUGCCCCGAAGCCAGCGGCCUCUCGGUCUACGUCUCUCAGGACUGCACAGUGUACAAGGGCGACGUGGCCAGGCUGGUGCAGGGCGGUGCCGAGCGGGGCGCCACGGAGCCCGGCGGGCCGCGACGGGCCGUCAUCGUCCUGGUGCCGGUGCGGCUGGGCGGCGAGACCCUCAACCCCGUCUACGUCGACUGCGUGAAGGAGCUGCUCAAGCUCAAGUCCUGCGUGGGGAUCAUCGGCGGGAAGCCCCGGCACUCCCUCUACUUCGUCGGCUUUCAAGACGAUUUCCUGCUCUACCUGGACCCGCACUACUGCCAGCCGGCCGUGGACACCUCGCGGGAGAACUUCCCCUUGCAGUCCUUCCACUGCAGCUCCCCGCGGAAAAUGGCCUUCGGCAAGAUGGACCCCAGCUGCACCAUCGGCUUCUACGCCUGCGGCGCGCAGGAGCUGGAGGAGCUGUGCACGGAGCUGAGCCGCGUCCUGCGCUCCCCCGCGGCCGGGGACAAGUACCCGGUGUUCAGCGUGGCGGAGGGCCACGCGCAGGACCACGGCCUGGACGAGCUCUGCUCGCGCCUCUCGCAGCAGACGGUGCAGCCGCCGCGCAGGCGCCCCAGGGGCAGGAAGCCCAGCGCCGACGACUUCGUCUUCCUCUGAGGGCGGCGGGGACGCGGUCGAGCCGCUGCGGCGGGAGCCGCUUCGUACACUGGAUAAACGCGGCGCCGUGGGGCACAGCCGCGGCGCCAUGGAGGUGCUGAUGCCUCCGGGGGGGCCGGCCCGGAGCCCCCCCCACACACACACCCCCCUCAGGUCUGUUGGUUCACUACUGCACCCGGCCGGCCCCACGGCGCCGGGAGAGCUGGGAACGGAGCUCAGGGCUGACGUUUUCCAGUUCCCAGCGGCCUUUGGCCGGAGGGGGAGGACAAGCCGGCCCCCCCGUUCCUCCCCCCGACCCCCCAGCCCCGGGGGCUGCAUCCACUGCGUCACUUUGGGCCGUCACAAGCUGCUCGCGGUGAGGGUCUGGGGUUAUUUAUUGCCUGUGGCUCCGCUCAGGAUCCCCCCCUCUUCCGCCUGUCCGUGUCCUCGGGAAUAAAGGUCUACUUGAA
Molecule: messenger RNA, 1762 nt
Organism: Dromaius novaehollandiae (emu)
Lineage: Eukaryota; Metazoa; Chordata; Aves; Casuariiformes; Dromaiidae
Gene: ATG4D
Product: autophagy related 4D cysteine peptidase
Exons: 10
Coding region: 27-1313 (428 amino acids)
Molecular function (GO): protein-phosphatidylethanolamide deconjugating activity
Source: RefSeq, a predicted model, not a curated record